ACCAUGUGGUGACAUAAGGUUGGCUGUCCAAGUGUGACAGGAUCCAAGGACCAGAAUGGUCAGCAAAUCAUCCACCAUGACCAGCUUGCCACCAUGACCAGCUUGCCACCAUGACCAGGAUAUUGUCCCAAAGUUCCCAGCUCCUGCAGCUGCUAGUCUUACAGCUGCUGCAUGCCUUUGUCAAUUCUUUGUCAACAAAUGUGGGGCUGAAUUGUUCAUUUUACUCUGGUAUGCUGUUGGAUGAUAUUUGCUAUAUUGUCUUUAAAGAAAAGCUGAGAUGGAAGAAAGCAAAGGAAUGGUGUAAUUCUAACUCUAUGCACUUGGCCAGGAUUGAGUCAGAUGCUACCUUGAGAACUCUGGGUCAGCUUAUUACAGAGAACCUCAAGUUUUGGCUUGGUGGACAUGAAAUAAGUGACAAUGGCAUGUAUGCCUGGGUGGACAAUGGUCAGCCUGUUUUCUUAACUUUUAUGAGUAGAGAUGAGCCAAACAACUUUGAUGCUUGCUUGGUGGGCUCUCGUGACAUGAUUGUGGAAGACCAGCCUUGUACCAAUGAAAACAUUUUUUUGUGUAUGUUUACAAAUAGUUACUGGGUGGUAAGUUCAAUGAGAAUUAUGUGCCACUGUCUCUAUAGGUAUACUGGUGUUUCAGAUAGUUACUGGGUGGUAAGUUCAAUGAGAAUUAUGUGCCACUGUCUCUAUGGAGCCUGUGAUGACACAGGAAACUGCCAAGGACUGUGCCAAGAAUUCUGGUUUGGGCCUGCCUGUCAGUAUAGAGACAUUCUGCCUGAGGUGACAGCUGUGGCCUACAUGGACAACAAUGAUGCCACCUGCACAGAGACCAUCACGCCUUUAAUAAUUAACCUAGGCAGAAAGUACAAUUUUUCAUGGAUACGAGUUGUUCUCAAAAAAAGUUCUGAGCUGAGAGACAUAAAAUUGAAGCUCUGGCACAACCAUACACAAGUGCAUUGUUCCCAGCAGACACAGACCUAUGUCAAUGCUCUGACUGUCGACAUAUCGUGUGGCCUGCAGAUUCUGGUCAUUGAUAUGCUGGAGUUAACUAGUCUUGAAGGGAAGGAAAUCUGCUCUAUUUACUUAAAUAAAGGCAGAAAUGUUGCUUUAAUGAAAAGCUCUAAAGAAACAGAUCAGGCAGUGGAUGGCCUCCUGAUGAACUGUAUAACUACACAAAGUGGAGAGCAGGUCCACACUUGGACUGUCCAUUUAAUGAAGCUCUAUUACAUUUAUAGCAUCGUGGUACAUCGGUCAAAGAGACCAGACUAUGAAUUUAUGAAAGGCUUUAAUGUGGAAGGAAAAAAUAGUCGACUUGCAACAGUUGCCAGAUUUCAACAUGUAUCACAAGUUGAGGGCCAGGUUGUUGAACUUCUUAAUCCAUCACCAGAAAAUGAGAUUGUGAUAAUAACCCUAACCCUGACCAAAACAGACACUUCUUUUAUAGAGAUUUGUGAGUUUGAAGCUUAUGGAGAUUGUGCUGCCCCCUUCUAUGGCCUAGAGUGUGAAAACCUGUGUCCAGACUCAUGUGUUGACAGUAUGUGUCUUCUUGACGGCACCUGUGUGAGAACAUCAACAUGUACGUACUUUUUCAGUUGGGUGCCACAUUUCAUGUAA
Molecule: messenger RNA, 1622 nt
Organism: Physella acuta
Lineage: Eukaryota; Metazoa; Mollusca; Gastropoda; Physidae
Source: RefSeq, a predicted model, not a curated record